AAAGUCUCGUGUUAGUAUGUGGGGAUAGUCAUUGAUUCUUGAAGCGGCCGGGCGUUACAAGUGGUAUCAAAGCAGGGCCUCUCUCCCAGUACGGUGUGGUUCGAGGACGAACCAGGCGGAAGCUGGUGGGCAUGUAACAUCCCAAGCGCUGACGAGGGCUGGAAGUGAUCGCCGGUGCAAAGAGGCACGGACAAGGAGCGGCUCCUGACAGGCUUCCAGUGGGGGGUUACAUGAAUGAAUUGAAUCGACACCCGAAAGAGAGAAAUUCCAAAGACUGUGCAGGUAUGAGACUGCACAGUUUGGGAUAGCUUAUAAGAAUUAAUUGGUACUACCUAUACUAACAAGUUGCAUCUACUUUUCGGUAGCCCGGAACGGAAGAACUCCAUAGUUAAGCGUGCUUGACUUGGGGCAAUUCUGGGAUGGGUGACCUCCUGGGAAGUUCUCCCAGGAAGUGUGUGAGUGAGGACAAAGCAUGCUGAAAAGUAUCGUGUUAGUGUGUGGGGACAGUCGUUGAUUCUUGCAAGUUGUCAGGUGUUACAAGUGGUAUCAGAGCAGCGCCUCUCAUCCAGUACGGUGUGGUUCGAGGACGAACUAGGCGGAAACUAGUGGGCAUGUAACAUCCCGGGCGCUGACUAGGGCAGGGAGUGAUUGCUGGUGCGCAAGGGCACGAACAAGGAGCUGCUCCUGGCAGGCUUCUAGCGACGGGGGUACACGAAUGAAUCGAAUCAACACCCGAAAGAGAGGGAUUCCAGAGACUGUGCUAGUAUGGGACGGUAUAGUUGAGAAUAGAUUAUAAGAAUUAAUUGGUACUACCUAUACUAACAAGAUACAUCUGCUUUUCGGUAGCCCGGUACGGAAGAACUCCACAGUUAAGCGUGCUUGACUUGGAGCAAUUCUGGGAUGGGUGACCUCCUGGGAAGUUUUCGCGGGAAGUGUACGAGUGAGGAAAAAGCACACUGAAAAGUCUCGUGUUAGUAUGUGGGGAUAGCCAUUGAUUCUUGAAGCGGUCGGGCGUUACAUUUACGAUAUUAAGCUAUAUCCGCGGUCGGGCGUUACAUUUACGAUAUUAAGCUAUAUCUAUAUCCCCACACUCUCUGUCUGCCCCCCUUCUCUAUUUCUAUCUUUCAGUAUUCUGUUUUACACUUGUGUACUAACACAUGCAAACAUUUGGACGCACACAUUUUAGAUACUUGCAUGUAUUAACUGACAAAAUUGGUUCUGUUAUCGCACUUCAUAGCUAAUUUGUUUUAGUAUUGUAAUCAUUUCUUUGUUUGUUGAGCUGAUGUUUGCUGCCUCUGUAUGUGGUGCAGGCUCUAAAGUUUAUUGAAUGAACCUUGUUGUUGGGGGCUUGGGGCAUUAUUAAGUAUAUGAGUUUUGCCUUUCCACAAUCUGGAAAAUCUUUCAUUCAAGUAUUCUAUAUGAUAAAAUGGCCAUUAUCUAGUAGAUAAUUUUUUAUAAAUAUAUAUUGAUUAUAACUCAGAGGACAAACCUGGAGCAGUGAUAAAGCUGCUCCAUGGUGACUGAGAGGUCACGGUUUUGAAUCCAUGAAAUAGCCUAUUUGCAAAAAUGAAAGGGUAAAACUGUGUAUAAGGAUUUGACUCACGGCCCUCACCCCUAUUCUUAGAAGUUGGUUUUCAUGGGAAGUGAUUUUUUAUAUAUUGAUUAAAUAUAUUUUGGUACAGUUCAAUUACAUUUCAUAUGUUGCUGAAAGUUCUCAUUUAGACAUAUUUACCAGUGAUAUUGACAGUAUUGGGAAUGGAUUUUUUAAACCAGGAGAUGAGCAUGCUUAGUCCUGAAGGUGAACUUAAAAUUAGUUUUGGAUAUCAAUGCAAUAGUGAUGGAGCUAUCCCUUGCAAGGUUGCCAAUGGCUACACAAUCCUUCCUGAAGUACGUAGAACAAGCAGUUUUUCUUGCUUGUCUGGUGCUGCCGUAAGUGCAAAUGCUACACUAGCCAACACAAAUAUCUGCAAUGGAGUGAUAGGAGAAGAAAUCCUUCCUAGUUUGGACUCUCCUAAUUCUUUUCGUAGGGUACCCUCUUCGCCAAGUUUUCCGAAGUUGGACAUACUAUCAUCUUCUCUUCACAGUAAUAUGUCAAACCUCAGUUGCAGCCCAUCCACUCCAAGUAGUAUGCUUGAAUAUGACCCAUGUACAUUAAAAUCCACGAGUGCUCCUUCCAGAAGUGAAAGUUUUCUUAAUGCUAUGGAAGUACAAGUAGCAGGAGGAGCUGCUGGUGAAGAUAGAGUUCAAGCAGUUUGUUCUGAGGAAAAUGGGUGGCUCUUCUGUGCAAUUUAUGAUGGCUUUAAUGGGAGAGAUGCAGCUGACUUCCUGGCUGGUACCCUUUAUGACACUUUCAUAUCUUAUUUUAAUAUGUUAUGUUGGGAUUUGGAAUCAGAUUCCACCAAAGCUUCUAACAAUGUGGGUUUGGGUGGAUCCUUUCAAUACAAGUUGGAUGAUGGUCUUAUUCUUCAUGAGCAUCAAUCUUCGUCAAGAUUUGAGGGAGACAACAAUUCUAGUCUGAACAUUAGUCCACCUGCCAAGUCAGAAACAUCAUGUAAAUCAUUUUCGCAUGCGGUACUUGAUAGCCUCCAACAUGUGCUUAGUCAGGUUGAGAAUGAUUUCUUGUACAUGGUCGAGCAGGAAAUGGAGGAACGUCCAGAUUUAGUUUCUGUUGGAUCUUGUGUUUUGCUUGUGCUUCUUCAUGGGAAUGAUUUGUAUACACUUAAUCUAGGGGACAGCAGAGCAGUAUUGGCAACAUGUGGCACAGAUGACAGACUGAAUGGGAUUGAGAGCUUGAAAGCUAUCCAGCUUACAGAUAGUCAUACCCUUGACAAUGAAGCUGAAAGAGCUCAACUUCUAGCCAAUCAUCCUGAUGAUCCUAAAACCAUUGUAGCAGGGAGAGUGAAAGGAAAACUGAAGGUUACGCGUGCUUUGGGAGUUGGCUACUUGAAAAAGAAAAAUCUUAAUGAUGCUUUGAUGGGAAUCCUUCGAGUUUCUGAUCUUAAAAGCCCGCCAUAUAUUUCAACUGAUCCAUCACUGAAUGUGCAUAGAAUCUCAAAUUCUGAUCGAUUUGUUAUAAUCGGGAGUGAUGGUUUAUUUGACUUCUUCAGCAAUGAUGAAGCAGUGAAGCUUGUAGAGUCUUAUAUGUUGAACAACCCUUUUGGUGAUCCAGCAAAGUUUCUUGUUGAACAACUAGUAGCAAGAGCAGCUGAUUCUGCAGGUUUCAGCAUGGAAGAGUUGAUGAAUAUUCCUGCUGGUAGGAGGAGAAAGUACCAUGAUGAUGUAACCGUAAUUGUGAUCAUUCUAGGGAUGAAUCAACGUACUUCAAAGGCAUCAAUUUGCAUCUAAAGAUUGACCAAAGAAAAUUUGCAUAUGAAGCUUUUAAGUGGACACCUUGGUCAAGUAGUAUUCUAUAGUUUUAAAGUUAUGAUAGUCAAAGUGUACAUAUGACAUUUUAGAACUAAGAACCAUUAAGUUCCUUUGGUAUUUAAGAAUUUUAUUUGAACACAAGAAAUGUAGAAAAUGCAUUUGUUAUGGUCUUGAUGUAUCUUAUUGGCAACAUUUGCCAUCGCAUACACUGUUAGAUGUU
Gastrolobium bilobum is the source of this 3586-nucleotide messenger RNA. RefSeq names its product probable protein phosphatase 2C 40. The coding region runs from base 1756 to 3345 and encodes 529 amino acids. NCBI's taxonomy places the organism in Eukaryota, Viridiplantae, Streptophyta, Magnoliopsida, Fabales, Fabaceae. The transcript has 3 exons. Gene Ontology annotation, molecular function: protein serine/threonine phosphatase activity. The record is from RefSeq and is a predicted model, not a curated record. Gene Ontology annotation, biological process: protein dephosphorylation.